Messenger RNA from Ascoidea rubescens DSM 1968, 1318 nucleotides. RefSeq lists its product as uncharacterized. Gene Ontology annotation, cellular component: Dsc E3 ubiquitin ligase complex. Lineage: Eukaryota; Fungi; Ascomycota; Saccharomycetes; Ascoideales; Ascoideaceae. The record is from RefSeq and is a predicted model, not a curated record. The coding region runs from base 205 to 1278 and encodes 357 amino acids. The transcript has a single exon. Gene Ontology annotation, biological process: SREBP signaling pathway; protein processing.
GCUUUUUAUGUUUGUUAAUCCUUCAAGUGUAGGAAAGACAGCAAAAGCAGCAAAAGAAGAGGAAGCAGAGAAAGCUCAGUUACUAAAUGCAGAAGAAGACCCAAAGGCGCGGUCUCAGCCAGCUUUUGUACAGAUUUUUAAGCAGAGGAAAGAAAAGAAGAAAGAACAGAAGAAACAGAAGAAACAGCAGAGGCAACACAUUAGAUGGAGCUGGGUGUGAGUGACAUGGACUCUGAUGAGCUACAGAACCAGAUAAGCAGCGAGGAAAUUGAAAAGAACGAUGCUAGGAUCUUGAAAGAGAAGAAGAAAGCCUUUUUGAAGGAUUUGAAACAGAAUUUGGAUCUUUUGACUUAUUGCACCAUCAUAUUUGUUUUCCUACUUGAUUCCUCAUUGUUGACAUUGAUAACCAGAUCAUUGCUACAGUUUUUGUUAUCAAGACCAAUUCCAAAAGAUUUGGUAUCUACUCCAAGUGGUGGUAAUAGAAGUGGCAGAAAUACUAGUACUAGCGCUACUAAUACUACUAAUAAUGUGAACAUUAGUGUUACAGUCAUUGGCACAUCUAAUAGCAGUUCAAGUUUAUCAGGUCGAAAGAUAACAAUUAACAACAUGAAAAUGAUUGUGAAAGGAAUGAUGAUUACUAUGUUUGCAUUAAACCUCCAGGUGAUUGUAAUAAGAAUUUUUUUAACUAGGAAUGGAUAUUUUGAGAAUGGAAUGAAUAUAGUUUCUAAUUAUUUAUAUGGAUCAUUAAUAUUACAAAUCAUUGGAGAAAAUUUGACACAUACUAAGAUUUAUUAUAUAUUUUAUGAUAUAAUAAUAAUAUUUUUACAGAUAUUAAAGAUAUCGAUUUUUUAUGAUGAAGUUGAGAAGAAAGAUGUUAAUAAUACAAAGAAUAGUAUAAAUAGUGAUAGAGCUAAUAAUAGAAAUAAUAACAAUGGUAGUGACAAUAAUGAUCAUAUAAAUAAUACUGAAAAUCGUCAUGAUAAUGAUAUAUCAUUCAGUUCAAGCAAUUCGAUUAAUAAUUUACUUACAUCAACUAUAAUUGAAAAUGAUUUAGUUCCAAAUUAUGAAAGAGAUGGAUAUACUGGGAAUAUAUCAAUAAUAAAUUUGAAGCCAUUUAAAGUUGUAAAAGAAAUUUGGAGAUUAAGAUCUGAUGAAUCUGAUGAGGAAUCAGGAGAUAGUGAUAAUGAUAAUGAUAAUGAUAAUGAAAAUGGUAAUUUUUUAAAUAACGAUUUAGGAUUUAUACAUAGAAGAAUACAUGUUCCAGGCAGUUUUGUGUAAACAGACAAUCAGACAAUAAUGAAAAACAAGAUAUUUUAAU